This is a messenger RNA of Macroventuria anomochaeta, 1068 nucleotides long. RefSeq lists its product as uncharacterized. The transcript has 2 exons. The record is from RefSeq and is a predicted model, not a curated record. NCBI's taxonomy places the organism in Eukaryota, Fungi, Ascomycota, Dothideomycetes, Pleosporales, Didymellaceae. Bases 49 to 1068 code for a protein of 339 amino acids.
GUUCAAUUCGAUCACCUCUCAAGUUACCCACCCACUUGCUGUUCAGCGAUGAUGCAUUUCCGCAGGAAGAUCGAAUUCAUGGUGGUAGUAGUGUUCGUACUCUGCGGAUGGUUUCUCUUUGACGCCCACUUGAAUGGCAUCCAAGGAGAAUCCGGCGAGGCCAGCGUUGUUCAGGUGCCAUGGCGACAUGAGGGAACAGAAGCGGAAGAAGAGCAAAACAUACUUGAGCACGAAAUUGCGCAUGGCGGCACGAAAGAGCAAUCAUCAUCAACCUCCACCACCCCUCGACAUACAAUCACGCUGGCGCAAACUACUGCGAUCGCGACACCUAGCCCUUCGCCCCCUGAUCGCGUUGUAGUAAUGGCAAAGGUUCCCACAGAUGACACACGCUGGGUACAUACUGACCUGCAAGACUGGCAGUCAGCUAUUUACGACAUCGAUACCGAAACCCCGCACAACACAUCGACCCUAGAUCCGCUUACUAACAACACUCUACGUACCCUUAGGAACAAAGGAAAUGAAGCAAAUGCAUACCUCGCAUACAUUGUGCAGAACUACAAUAAUCUCCCUUCAACGAUUGCAUUCAUUCAUCCGCAUAAAGACGGCUACCCGGCCGCCUGGCACACCGACAACAACGAACAUUCCAACGUAGUCUCGCUACAAACCCUCAACAUAAACUUCGUCCAGAGCAACGGCUAUGCGAAUUUGCGUUGCGUGAACGAUCCAGGCUGUCCGCACGAAGUGAUGCCGUUUCGAGACCCGCCUGAGGAUCAUCGAACAACCGAAGCAGCGAUGCCAGAUGCGUGGCGAGACUUGUUUAACAAUACGGAUGUACCGCACGUACUAGCGACUCCUUGCUGUGCGCAGUUUGCCGUCUCAAGCAAGCAAGUGCAGAAGCGGCCGUUGGACGAAUACAAAAAGUACUAUACGUGGUUGAUGGAUACUCCGCUCAAGGACGAGACAAGUGGACGGAUAUUUGAGUAUAUUUGGCACAUUUUGUUUGGGCAAGACCCCGUUUAUUGUCCCACAUACGAGAAGUGUUAUUGCGAUGUGUAUAACAGAUGUUGA